GCGUUCACGUUUCCAGAACAGUGCAAACAAUUCAGCGAAAGAUAGUCCAGACCGAGCUUCCUGACCCGAGUGCGUUUAGCAGAGGAAGUUGUCUGAAAGAGCCCCAACGUGCACGCAAAGGUGGGGAUUUUCUUUGCAUAACUGCACCGAAUCUGCAGGACUGGGCGGCAGAAGUUUUUCUAAUGUAAUUCAGUGGCGUCUCAAUUUUUAGUUUUUAUCCGGGAGCAGCACCACACCACGUCGUGCCACUCACGGGGAGAAGAGGAGAGGGCAGAAGUUUCCGCUGGGUUGUUUUGUCGUUGCGCGGCUGGUAAAUCCGCAGGAAUGUCGCAGAAGGAGAGACCCACUUUCUACCGACAGGAGCUCAACAAAACCGUGUGGGAGGUCCCGGAGCGGUACCAAAAAUUAUCUCCCGUCGGCUCCGGAGCUUACGGAUCCGUAUGUUCGGUGUAUGACCUGAAGUCAUGCCAGAAAAUUGCAGUAAAGAAGUUGUCCAGGCCUUUCCAGUCCAUCAUCCAUGCAAAGAGAACCUACAGAGAGCUGCGGCUGCUCAAACACAUGAAGCACGAGAAUGUGAUCGGUCUAUUAGAUGUUUUCACACCAGCAACAAGCUUAGAGGAGUUCAAUGAUGUAUACUUGGUGACCCACCUAAUGGGUGCAGACCUUAACAACAUCGUCAAGUGUCAAAAGCUGACAGAUGACCACGUCCAGUUCCUCAUCUACCAGAUUCUCCGAGGCUUAAAGUACAUCCAUUCUGCAGAUAUUAUCCACAGAGACUUGAAGCCUAGUAAUCUGGCUGUAAAUGAAGACUGUGAGCUCAAGAUCCUGGACUUUGGUUUGGCACGGCACACAGACGAUGAGAUGACUGGCUAUGUAGCCACCCGGUGGUACAGAGCCCCGGAAAUCAUGCUCAACUGGAUGCACUACAAUAUGACAGUGGAUAUCUGGUCGGUGGGCUGCAUCAUGGCUGAACUACUCACUGGACAGACGCUCUUCCCUGGCACAGACCACAUUGAUCAGUUGAAACUUAUAAUGAUGCUCGUCGGAACCCCAGGGCCCGAGCUCUUGAUGAAAAGCUCUUCUGAGUCUGCGAGGAACUACAUUAACUCACUUCCUCACAUGCCUAAGAGGAACUUUGCUGAUGUGUUUAUCGGUGCCAACCCUCUUGCUGUGGACUUGCUGGAGAAAAUGCUGGUGCUAGACACUGACAAGCGGAUCACAGCCUCUGAGGCUCUGGCCCACCAGUACUUCGCCCAGUACCACGACCCUGACGACGAGCCCGAAGCGGAGCCAUACGACCAGAGCUUUGAAAGUCGCGAGCUGGAGAUUGAGGGAUGGAAGAGGUUAACCUAUGAGGAGGUAGUCAGUUUUGAGCCACCGUCAUUCGAUGGAGACGAGAUGGAAUCCUGAGCUGGAUAAAGAGGAGGCACCUUUUUACUUCCAUAUUUUGUUUUCCAAGAAACACUCUUUGAGGACUAUGAGUCUCUUGUGACUAUCCAUGACUUUCUUACUCUUUCACACACACACACACACACACACACACACACACACACACACACACACACGACAUUCAAGUGCCUGCCGUCAUUCAUCUCCAGGGGAUGUUGUUUUAUCAGGGACAAAACUCCACAUCCUGUUCCUUGAGUCCCCUACUUUGCUGUUUCUGUUACUCUGAAUCCCGAGGCGCUGAGGCAGACUUUAAUUUCUUCUUAUAUUUUUUGUGAGUUUUUACCUUAGUCAUUUAUUGUUAAUAUUGAUCCCCUCUUUGAUUCAGAAAACUACAAACAAUGUCAGUAACUUGGAGGAAUGUAACUCCUAUGUAUUUUAUAAAACAUUGACCACUCAGCAGUAAUUAAUAUUAUAAGAAAGAAGUUUGAUAGAAACCGUUCAUACUGGAAUGUGUCUAAAGUUUGUCUUUCCCCCACACUUAAAACCCCCCCCGAUAUUUCUAUCAUAAUAGAGAAUUGUGUAAAUAUGACAAACAGUAUUUGUAUAUGAGUUAAUUUAGACAAAAUAGUUACCCUAUUUCUAUAAUAGACAUAAUUGCUGAGUCACACUUGGCUGAACCCUUUGAAAGUAUGAUUUUUAUUACUAGAGUUUAGCCUAAAAUAGUAUAUUAAAAUAUUCAGUAUGUCAUUUAGUACAAGUAUGUAUAUGAUAGGCUAAAAUAUAAAAAAUGUACCUCUACUUGACAAAUUCAAAGCUUCAUAUUUCUUAUUGUUGGAUUUUAAGGUUUACGGUGACUCUUUUUUAACCAAAAUUUGAGUUUGUAGUGUUGGGAAACAUGGCUUAUGUGUCCAUCUCUUUCUACCUAACAUUAGUUUAUUUUCUUCUAUUCUCUCCAUAUCAAUUUUUCUUCAAGCACUUCUUUUCUGCUCUUUCAGAAGAAUUUUACAGUCCACAUUAUAACAACCUACACUUUCGCAUGAAAAGCCAAAAUUGGCUUGUUAGUUUUUUGAAAUGUGUUUUUUUCCCACCACAACACCAACUGACAAUGUACUUUAAUCAUAUUGCAUUUACAAAACAGUACUAUUAAUGUUUAUUGAAUGUUCGGGGCACCAGUUCACCCUGUAUUUAUGAUCUUUUGUUAUGUUUGUAUAUCGAUGUAAAAGAGAAUAUUAUUUGUCAGAUUUUAAGGUUCUUUUAUUAUUUAUGGAAAGCAUACUGUUUCAGAAACCAAAUGUAUCGUCAAUGAUCUCAAACAUCUGUUAAGCCGUGGUGACUGCCGUUACAGCUUGUGUAUCAGAGCCAAAAUCAUUAUUACAACGUUGCAGAUAUUCUAGCAGUUCUCUAACAUGUAUUUAUAUUAUUGUGUUCGCUGAGGUACUGCCCUCCAAAGGAAUCCUAUUUUGAAAAAGAAAUUCAACAUAAAACAUAACAGCAAAACUAUGCAUUACAUGAUUUUGUAUUGUCGCCAAAACCACUAAACAGUAUACUCCUUGUUCUGAAGUGUACUACAAACAUUGACAAAAUAUUAUUUCUAUGUGAACUAUUUUAGGAAUCCUUAUGAGAUACAGGCUAUAUCCACAGUUACUCUGGCUAAUGUCAACCAAACAUCCGUGUCUUCACAAUUUCAUUUGUAACUGGUGGUUUUCUUGUAGCUUUUUUCUUAAUAUUAUUUUAUUCUUUGUGUGUUAAAUCAAGAUGUGAUGUUAUUCUGUGAUUCUUGUAAUAUUGAUUGUUUUUCUAGCAAUGCUAGAAUUGUAUUUGUCAUUCAUUUGAAUAAUUUAGCAAGGCACAUGUUUGUAAGACAGAGUGUACGUUUACUCACUGGAUGCUGAAGGGCAAAGCUGAAGCCUCGUUCUUUGUAGUUUUAAAACUACAUUAGAUAGGAUAUUUAUCUUGUUCCAUAUUCAAUUAUCAGUAGUUAAUUUGGUAAACGGUUUUUUUUCUUUGCCUGAGAUGUGUUCAUAUCUUUUUAUUACUAUAUGCUUCAUCACAUGUACCAACACAGCACGCCACCUGUAAAUACCACCAUUAGAAAAUAAAGGCUACUAUUUUUCAAACUUGUAA
This is a messenger RNA of Eleginops maclovinus (Patagonian blennie), 3513 nucleotides long. RefSeq names its product mitogen-activated protein kinase 14b (gene mapk14b). Gene Ontology annotation, molecular function: MAP kinase activity; ATP binding. The coding region runs from base 325 to 1410 and encodes 361 amino acids. Gene Ontology annotation, biological process: intracellular signal transduction; protein phosphorylation. The record is from RefSeq and is a predicted model, not a curated record. The transcript has 12 exons. NCBI's taxonomy places the organism in Eukaryota, Metazoa, Chordata, Actinopteri, Perciformes, Eleginopidae. Gene Ontology annotation, cellular component: nucleus; cytoplasm.